This is a messenger RNA of Sesamum indicum (sesame), 1592 nucleotides long. RefSeq lists its product as uncharacterized. The record is from RefSeq and is a predicted model, not a curated record. Gene Ontology annotation, biological process: cytoplasmic translational initiation. Lineage: Eukaryota; Viridiplantae; Streptophyta; Magnoliopsida; Lamiales; Pedaliaceae. Gene Ontology annotation, molecular function: translation initiation factor activity. Gene Ontology annotation, cellular component: cytoplasm; eukaryotic translation initiation factor 3 complex.
UCCAUCCUCUCUCUCUCUCCGCCAUCAGAGCUCUCCGCCGAGCAAUCUCGUCUUCCAAAUUCAUUAUCUGCGGGGACUUCUGCGUUUCCUUCUCAAUCCUCAAAAUAUGACGACUGUUGUCCCCACAUCGGAAGAAGAUCCCUCCCUCGCCGUUGUCCGGUUCACCGCCGAGUUGUCGUGGGCGGACGCCGGCCCUGAGGUAGCAGAGGGUCAGGUGAAUAGGUUGUGCUUGGAGGCGCAAGAAUGUAUGAUACAGAACAGGUGGUUGGAUUUGGCUUCUUUGAUGCUUACUUCUGCUGAUGUCAUCUUCUCUAAAGCUUCUGAGAAAGAUCUUGAAUGUGCCUACACUGUGAUUUGCAACCUUGUCAACAAGCCUGAGAGCCUUGAUCAAGUGCAUGAGAUGGCAGAGCUUAUAGCUACGAAGGUUACUCAACAGCCUAAUGACAAGCCUGUGCUGCGCUUAAAGAUCUUGUUUAACCUCUACAACCUAUUGAAGAACCCAUAUAGCCAGUUCUUUGUGUAUAUGAAGGCCCUCAACUUGGCAGUUAGUGGAAAAGUCACUGAAUAUGUUGUACCAUCUUUUAGAAAGAUGGACAACUUUUUGAGGGAGUGGAAUCUUGGAGUCAAAGAUCAGAGAGAUCUCUUUCUUACAGUUGCUAAUAUUUUGAAGGAUAGCAAGAGCUCUGCGAAAGACUCUUUUAAUUUUCUUGUCAAGUAUCUGGAAACUUUUUCUGGUGGGGAUGCAUUGACUGUGGCGGAAGCUAAGGAGGAAGCAGUUCACGCUGUAAUCGAGUUUGUUAAGGCACCUGACAUGUUUCAGAGUGACUUACUAGAUAUGCCUGCUAUAGCACAACUGGAGAAAGACGCCAAAUACGCGCUGGUAUACCAACUUCUAAAAAUCUUUUUGACUCAGAGGCUGGAUGCAUAUUUGGAUUUCCAUUCAUCAAAUUCUAAUUUCUUGGAGAGCUAUGGUCUUGUUCAUGAAGAUUGUGUUGCUAAGAUGAGGUUGAUAUCCCUGGUAGAUCUUGGCAACAGUGGAUCUGGUCAAGUUCCGUACUCCUUGAUUAAGGACACACUCCAGAUUGAAGAGAAUGAAGUAGAACCAUGGGUUGUCAAGGCAAUUACAGCUAAGUUAAUGGACUGCAGAAUUGAUCAAAUCAACCAAGUAGUCUUAGUGAGCCGCUGCACAGAACGUGUCUUUGGGAACCAUGAAUGGGAAUCCCUUCGUUCAAAGCUUGUGACUUGGAGGGGGAAUAUUGCAAAUGUGAUCAGUACCAUUCAAGCAAACAAGAUAACUGAUGAUGGCACCCAGGCAGUGCAGGGGAUGACGAUUCGUUGAGAUUGUUCUAGUUCGUUACUGCUGUUAUCUUCAAUCUUGCUGCAAGCCAACUGCAGAGGUUGUAGCUAUUCUUAGAGUCUUUGACAAUAGAGUUGCCCGUGUUAGAGUAGUUUUGAUCAUUGCUUUUGUAGCGCAAGUUGAACAACAUAUCUGACCCAAUUUUGUUUUGAGAUCUACAUUGCCUUUCCUUCCAUGUUUAUGUCAUAUGAAUGUAAUAUUUGUUUUCAAAUGCGAAGGCUUGAUUUCCGUUUAA